AUGGCGGCGGCGGCGGCAGGAGGGCCGGGCGGUAGUGGAAGCGGCGUCGCCUCGUCCUCAGAGUCCGCGGCGCGUCGGCGGCUGCGGAUCCUCUCGGGCCACCUGCGCGGCGCUCCGGAGACGCACCUGUCGGCCGGUCCGUGCCGAGGGCGAGCGGCGGCCCCGCCGUCGCCGUCGGCGGGGUCUCCCCCGACCACCCUCCCCAAGAGACGGUACCAGAUAGGUGGUACAGUGUUGCCUCUUCUGCAAGAAUGGGUAGAGAAAAAUCUUGGAGGAAAUACGGAACACAAAAGUACCCCUAAGGCAUCCUUAAAUAUUAGCGAAGUACCUCCGUCUGUUACAAAUGAAGAAUUCCUUCAGGACCUCAAAGCUACAAACAUCUCAUAUUCCCAAGAUGCAGAAGACAGGGUAUUCAGAGCUCAUGGUCAUUGCCUACAUGAGCUGUUUUUACUCAGGGAAGGGAUGUUUAAACGAGUUCCUGAUAUAGUUGUAUGGCCAGAGUGCCAUGACGACGUAGUUAAAAUAGUUGAAUUAGCCUGCAAGCAUAAUGUUUGUAUUAUACCUUUUGGUGGUGGAACGAGUGUUUCUAGCGCGCUUGAGUGUCCUGCUGAUGAGAAUCGAACUAUCGUGUCGCUGGACACCUCGCAAAUGCAUCGAAUUCACUGGAUAGAUGAGAAAAAUUUAACUGCUCGUGUCGAAGCCGGCAUUGUUGGACAAGACUUAGAAAAACGGCUGGCUGAAAGCGGUUACUGUACAGGCCACGAACCGGAUUCUAUGGAAUUCAGUACUCUUGGAGGAUGGGUGGCAACGCGAGCAUCCGGCAUGAAGAAAAACGUUUAUGGAAACAUUGAAGACCUGGUCGUUCAUAUAAAAAUGGUAACUCCAAGAGGCGUAAUAGAAAAAAGCUGUCAAGGACCACGAAUGUCAACCGGACCCGACAUCCACCAUUUCAUUUUGGGAUCUGAAGGAAUCCUUGGAGUGGUAACGGAAGUUACAAUAAAAAUCCGACCGGUCCCUGAAUACCAAAAAUAUGGAUCUGUCGUGUUUCCAAACUUUGAGAGAGGGGUGGCCUGUUUAAGAGAAAUAGCGAAGCAGAGGUGUGCUCCUGCAUCCAUUCGCCUUAUGGACAAUCAGCAAUUUCAGUUUGGACAUGCUCUUAAACCACAGGUUGCUUCCAUUUUUACAUCACUUUUGGAUGGGUUGAAAAAAUUCUACAUCACAAAGUUCAAAGGCUUCAAUCCCAACCUCUUAUGUGUUGCUACCUUGCUUUUUGAGGGAAGCAGAGAGAAGGUUCUUCAGCAUGAAAAGCAAGUUUACGAUAUAGCUGCAAAAUUUGGGGGUCUAGCAGCUGGAGAAGACAACGGACAGAGAGGCUACAUGUUAACAUUCAUCAUUGCUUACCUUCGGGACUUGGGUAUGGAUUAUUAUUUAAUAGGAGAAUCGUUUGAGACAUCUGUUCCUUGGGACAGGGUUCUGGACCUCUGCAGAAAUGUAAAGGAAAGAAUAGUAAAAGAAUGCAAAGAGAGAGGUGUUCAGUUCCCACCUUUUGCUACCUGUCGGGUGACGCAGACCUAUGAUGCUGGUGCAUGUGUGUAUUUCUAUUUGGGCUUUAACUACAGAGGAAUAAGUGACCCUAUUCAUGUUUAUGAAGCCAUUGAGAGCUCAGCUAGGGAAGAAAUCCUUGCAAACGGAGGGAGUUUGUCACAUCAUCAUGGAGUGGGCAAGUUACGGAAACAGUGGCUGAAGGAAAGCAUCUCCGACGUUGGCUUUGGAGCGCUGAAAUCUGUCAAACAAUAUGUGGACCCCAAUAACAUCUUUGGAAACCGGAAUCUUUUAUAAACCUCUUUUCCUGUCCAUAUUCAGAUGACAUUCACGCAAAUA
Messenger RNA from Euleptes europaea (tarantolino), 1881 nucleotides. It is a transcript of the gene AGPS, whose product is annotated as alkylglycerone phosphate synthase. The transcript is spliced from 19 exons. Gene Ontology annotation, biological process: lipid biosynthetic process. Gene Ontology annotation, molecular function: FAD binding; alkylglycerone-phosphate synthase activity. Lineage: Eukaryota; Metazoa; Chordata; Lepidosauria; Squamata; Sphaerodactylidae. The record is from RefSeq and is a predicted model, not a curated record. Bases 1 to 1839 code for a protein of 612 amino acids.